AUGAGCAAUUCAAUAAGAGAUCUCGGAUCGAAUCGGUAUAUCAAUAUCGAUUCGAUCCGAGAUCUCUUAUUGAAUUGGAAUAAGUUCGGCCGCGGAUCACGAAAUCUUGGUGAUCUUCUCUAUCUAAUGAAUAAUGAAUGGGGAGUCUGCUUUGAAAUCGUCCGCCCUGGAACCACCCCCGAGUCUAUGUCUUCAACAGGAAUUACACAAAGGUAG
This is a messenger RNA of Populus trichocarpa (black cottonwood), 216 nucleotides long. NCBI's taxonomy places the organism in Eukaryota, Viridiplantae, Streptophyta, Magnoliopsida, Malpighiales, Salicaceae. The record is from the annotation of a RefSeq genome assembly.